AGAACUACACAAAUGAGCGAAGAAUCUCUUCCACCAUCAUCGGGAUCUAAAAUGUCGCCGAGAGCGUUCGAGCUCUUAUGCGUGGUCAUGCUCGGCUUCGGUCAUUUGUGCAUUAUGACAGGAUGCGACUCCCAGGCGUUCAUUUUGGAGUCCGUGAUCAAUUCGAUUCAUGAGAGGGAUCCAGCACGGAUCAAUUCACAUGCUGGAUACUAUGGCCAGGCCACAUGCUACCUCGCAUUCGUCUUCACCUGCCUAGUAUCUCCAACAUUCCUCUACGCGACCAGCGCCAAAACUACCCUCAUAAUUGCGGCGGCAUGCUUCACGUCAUUCCCACUGGGAUUUUUGUACACAAACCAAUAUUAUUACUUCUUCUCGGCGGCGCUAAAUGGCGUCGGGUUUGCUUUGUACUACACUGGAAACGGCGGCUACCUGACAUCCCAUUCCACCCGUAAAACCAUUGAAUCCAAUGUCUCAAUUUCCUGGGCGAUCGGCUCAAGCUGCAUGAUCGUUGGAGCCGGCAUCAUCGCCCUGAUCACUUUUCUAACAGCUGGACAGGGAUCCGAAGUAGCAAUGGAUCUAGCUAAUGCGACUGUAACUCAGCAUUUUGAGCGAAGAUUCAGUGAUACUGAGAUCUACCUCCUCUUCUCGGUCUUCGCCGCCAUCUCCUUCGUCGGAUGUAUCACCUUUGCUCUUCUGCCCUCCAACGACAUCGGCAACUGCAUCGAGUCCUCCAAGAAGAUCGUGGCAUUCCGAGAUGGCAUCGCCCUAAUGUACCGGGCGUUCCGGUCCCCAAAAAUGAUAGUUUUGAUCCCAACUUUUGUGCUCACCGGGGUGCACACUUCCUUCUGGGUCUCCAUCUACCCAACCACUCUAACCUUCAACUCUCACCUCUCCGCAAUGAUCUAUCUUCCCGCCAUCUACAGUUUCGGUGUCGGCCUUGGAGAGACUACUAUGGGUCUGCUGAUCUCCUUCUGUAGCAAGAGAAUCAAGAACUUCGGAAUGCGGCCAACAAUGUUCAUCGGAUGCUUUUUGACUUGCCUCUAUUGCGCACUAGUUGUCAUUUCUACUCCACCAACCGCCCCGAUGGCUCCAACAUCUGAAAAACCCCUGCUCUUCCAGCCAACACGAUACUUGGUCUUCAUAAUUGCCCUAAUCGGUGGAAUGUCAGAUUGUUGCCUGUGCAGUGUUAGAUCAGUUGUAUGUGCAAUCGCGAUGCCAACAAGAAGGAAUCAAGCAUUUUCAGUCUCGAAAUUUUAUCAGGCCAUCGGUUGCUGUGUGAUCUUCUUCAUUUCCCCGCUCCUCAACAUCUACUACUACGUAAUCGGAAUUCCGAUCCUCUGCAUCAUCGCCAGCGUAUGCUUCUUCUUCGAGACGCGCCGCAUCAAACAAAUGGAAAAAUCACUGACCAAUAUGGAGCUGGAUCAAGCUCAACAGAGAAGGAGAUCCAGCAAAUACGAUACUCUUGACGAGGAAUUUUAGAUUUGUAAUUAUAUUUUGUACUUUUUAACAAAAAUUUUAAAACAACACGGGUAGCUGACACAGAUUUUCCAUUGGAAAACUUUACAACAUUUCAUAUUUCAUAUCAUAUUGCAAUUUUUUCGACCUUGACAUUUCUAACGUCACAAUGAAGACAUUCCCCUUACC
Molecule: messenger RNA, 1644 nt
Organism: Caenorhabditis elegans
Lineage: Eukaryota; Metazoa; Nematoda; Chromadorea; Rhabditida; Rhabditidae
Gene: ZK6.8
Product: UNC93-like protein MFSD11
Exons: 7
Coding region: 13-1479 (488 amino acids)
Cellular component (GO): membrane
Source: RefSeq, marked reviewed